Messenger RNA from Tupaia belangeri chinensis (Chinese tree shrew), 2636 nucleotides. It is a transcript of the gene PALMD, whose product is annotated as palmdelphin. The coding region runs from base 493 to 2145 and encodes 550 amino acids. NCBI's taxonomy places the organism in Eukaryota, Metazoa, Chordata, Mammalia, Scandentia, Tupaiidae. The record is from RefSeq and is a predicted model, not a curated record. The transcript is spliced from 8 exons. Gene Ontology annotation, cellular component: membrane; cytoplasm. Gene Ontology annotation, biological process: regulation of cell shape.
AGCUAAAAACUAAGUUUGUACAGACACAGACCCACACAUGAAGGGAUGGCUGUGUGUCACUAGAGCAGAGACUGAUUAAAUACUGGGAGCAUAGGCUCCCUGUGCCACUCCUAGAAAAUAAUGAAUUGGGUAGGGAACAGUUAAUAAGAAAAUGUGCCUUGCUAACUGUGCACAUUACAACAAAGAGCUGGCAGCUCCUGAAGGAAAAGGGCUUGUGCCGCUGCCGUUCAAACUUGUCAGUCAACUCGUGCCAGCAGCCUCAGCGUCUGCCUCCCCAGCACACCCUCAUUACAUGUGUCUGUCUGGCCUGAUCUGUGCAUCUGCUCAGAGACGCUCCUGACAAGUCGGGGAUUUCUCCUUUUCUCCACUGGUGCAAAGAACGGAUUUCUCCCUGCUUCUCUUCUGUCACCCCAGCUCCUCUCCCCAAGAAGGCUUCUUGAUUUAUGGUAGCUUCGGACUUCCUUCACCGUCUGCCUGUCCUUGACUUCUAGAAUGGAAGAAGCGGAGCUGGUGAAAGGAAGACUGCAGGCCAUCACAGAUAAAAGGAAAAUACAGGAAGAAAUCUCACAAAAGCGUCUGAAAGUAGAGGAAGAGAAAUUAAAACACCAGCAUUUGAAGAAAAAGGCCUUGAGGGAGAAAUGGCUUCUAGAUGGAAUCAGCAGUGGGAAGGAACAGGAAGAGAUGAAGCAGCAAAAUCAACAAGACCAGCACCAGAUCCAGGUUCUGGAGCAGAGCAUCCUCAGGCUUGAGAAAGAAAUUCAAGACCUUGAAAAAGCUGAACUGCAAAUCUCAACCAAUGAAGAGGCGAUUUUAAAGAAACUAAAAUCAAUUGAGAGGACAACAGAAGACAUAAUAAGAUCUGUGAAGGUGGAAAAGGAAGAAACAUCAAAAGAAUCCAUUGAGGACAUCUAUGCUAAUAUCCCUGACCUUCCAAAAUCCUACAUACCUUCCAGAUUAAGGAAGGAAAGAAAUGAAGGACUAGAAGAUGAUGAUCAAAAUAGAAAAGCUUUGUAUGCCAUGGAAAUUAAAGUUGAAAAAGACUUGAAGACUGGAGAAAGUACAGUUCUGUCUUCAAUACCUCUCCCCUCAGAUGACUUUAAAGGUACAGGAAUAAAAGUUUAUGAUGAUGGGCAAAAGUCAGUGUACGCAGUGAGCUCUAAUCACAAUGCAGCAUACAAUGGCACGGAUGGCCUGGCACCAGUUGAGGUAGAAGAACUUUUAAGACAAGCCUCGGAGAGAAACUCUAAAUCCCCCACAGAGUAUCAUGAGCCUGUGUAUGCCAAUCCAUUUUGCAGGCCCACAACCCCACAAAGAGAAAAGGUAACACCUGGACCAAACUUUCAAGAAAGGAUAAAGACUAAAGCUAAUGGACUGAGCAAUAAAGCAAAUGAACCCAUACACAGUAUGGACAAUGGACUUUCAGAGGAAAGGGCCGACUUAAAUCAUGUCAGUCCCAUUCAGCCAACACCUCAUCCCCGCUCAGUAUUUCGACAAGCAGAAGAGAUGCUCCACACUCCACAAAAGAGGCUGACAGCUCCUUGGGGAGAAUCAAAUCCCAUGCAGAACAAAUAUGCACCCUCUCCAAAGACAAGGCUGAGCCCCAGUGAUCCGAUAGUUGGAAAGUCCGAACCCCAAUGUUCUUCCCCUGCUUGCCAGGAGGAUGAGGAAGACGUUAGAUACAAUAUUGUUCAUUCCCUGCCUUCUAACAUGGAUGACACAGAACCUGUGACAAUGGUUUUCAUGGGGUAUCAGCAGGCAGAGGACAGUGAAGAAGAAAAGAAGCUUCUAACAGGGUAUGAUGGGAUCAUCCACGCUGAGCUGGUUGUGAUUGAUGAUGAGGAAGAGGAGGGGGAAGGAGAAGCUGAGAAGCCGUCCUACCAUCCUGUAGCUCCCUACAGUCAGGUUUACCAGCCGGCCAAACCAACACCACUUCCUCGAAAAAGACCAGAAGUUAGUCCCCAUGAGAACACAAACCAUAAAUCUCCCCACAAAAAUUCCAUAUCUCUGAAAGAGCAAGAAGAAAGCCUGGGCAGUCCUGUUCACCGUUCUCCACUUGAUGUCCCAAUAGCUGGAGAUGGCACUGAGGACCCAUCCUUAACAGCUUUAAGGCUGAGAAUGGCAAAACUGGGGAAAAAAGUGAUUUGAGACAUAUUCCACCUGUGUAAACAACGCUUGGAGAAGAAACUAAGAGACGUUUGCAAAUUUUUCUUCUGAAUAUUUUUACUCCUUUUUUCCUGAAAUUCAAAGACUUAUCAUUGUACCCAUAUUAAACCAUGUGGAUAAGUAGUAGUCAUUAUUUGUGAAAAGUUCAAAAAAAGCUGGGGAGAACAAAUGCUUAACCUUUCCAGUUACUUGACAUGAUUUAGUGGGGGAAAACCAGCAUAUUUUUAUUGUAUUGAUACCAAAGCAUUUAUAUUAAAAGCUUGUUAAAUUUAAGAAUAAAGUUAUUUAAAGUAUCAUGACUAUAUUACAUUGACUGGCAUUGUAACUGUGCUAAUACAAAGCCUGAAAGAUCAGAGGAAGCCAUUGCACCUCAUCACAGAAGUAUCACGUUCAACUCUAACAAGUAAACACGGCAUCCCAGAGCAAUAAUGCCUUAAGACAAUUGCAUCUUUCUUCUAAGGAUCAAUUCGAUU